UGAUUCCAUUCUAUAUUUGCUAUAUGUUUCCAAAACUCAAAGCUCCAUUCACAUCCACCUCUCCCAGAAAAAAAUCAAUUGUAGUUGAGAAGGAAAAACUCGCACACAAACAUAAUGUGUGAGGAAGAAAAUGAGAGAGACCACUAUUGGAAAAAGCACCAUCCACUUGCUUUGGUGGAAACUCGCAGCAAAACUGAUAAAUGUUUCAUCUGUAAAAGGAAUUUUAGUAGUGGAGAGAAAGUUUAUGGAUGUGGCGAGAAAUGUCGGUAUCCAAUGCACCAAGAAUGUGCAGGACUGCCGAUGAAGAUUAAACACGCAAUGCACCCACAACACAUACUCUCUCAAGUAUUCCACAACCGUUACGAUACCGAAGCAAAGGCUUGUGCAAUCUGCGGAGAGGUUGCCAAGGGAGUCUUCUACAGAUGCACGAGCGCAGAAUGUAUGUUUGUGAUGCAUAUCAGAUGCGCGCAGGGAAACGGCUUGAUUGAUGCAGCUGAUGAUGACGACGAUGAUGAGCAACGUGGCAGCAUCAUAGAUCAUCCGAGUCACCCCAGACAUAAGCUGAGGUUUACGAGGAAGUGUUGUUCCUUCAUGUGUGAUGCUUGCGGCACCACACACGAGGGGAAGUCUUACAUGUGCUGCAAAGCUAAUUGUCAUUAUUGGAUCCACGAGACAUGCGCAUCCUCGGAUCUAACCAUCAAGAGGGAAGACCACCAUCACCCACUCUCCCUCUCUUUUCAUGUCCCUCCUCUAUAUAUGAAAUAUGACUACAAAUGUGAUGUGUGUAGCCAAUAUUUACUGUCAAAAUAUUGGAUAUAUCAUUGCCAACUUUGCAGCUAUGCUGUCCAUCUCAAAUGCGCGUACAAGAAGUCUCCCCAAGCCAGAGAAAAGAAUGACGAUGAGAAAAGGAUUAUGGUGUUCCCAAUAAGUGAUGUGGGUGAGGACCAAAUUGGAGCUUUUGUAAGGAGACAAGGAGUAAAUAUAUCAAUACCACCCACCCCUCAUCAUGAUGUCGAUUAUGAGUUCCACAAUCACAAACUUAUAUUAGUCCCAUCAUCUCCAGAAGAAGAAGAAGAUAGUGAUGAUGAUGGGGAAGACCAAUAUGGUCGUAAAAAAUCUGAACUAAUAUGUGAUGGGUGCAUUACUCCUAUAUUUCGAAAACAAAGAUCAUUAUCUUCUUCUUCUUCUUCAAGUAGUAAAGAUUGCUGCUACAUGAGUUGUAGCAGUGGCUGCAACUAUAAUCUUCACAUGGCGUGCUUCCACUUGCCACCUCGCCUUCCCUCCAUUCCAUUCCACUCCCAAUCUGGUCACGACCUAAUCCUCGGAUCUUUUGAUGAAAUCCUAUAUGAAUAUUGUCACGUGUGUGGCCUCAGUUCAAAUGGGUUGAUUUACAAGUGCACAAAAUGCUUAUUUAAAGCAGACAUUAAGUGCGCUUCUAUGCCGAACACCAUAUAUCACACGGCUCACCCACAACAUCCCCUCAACCUCCUCGGUAAACACGAUGUUGUUCGGAGACAAGAUUACAAAAUCUCUUGUUGGGCUGAUUGUAAAUCCUCAUAUUUGGAUGAUUAUUACAAGUGCGGCAGCUGUGAGUUCAGUGUGCACGUUGGAUGCGCUAUGGUGUCGACAUCAAAUGCAAGCCGUAGAUGGGACAGGCAUCACCCGUUGCUAUUGACGUACGAUGCCUAUCUCAACCAUCCGGGUGAAUUCUACUGCGAUGAAUGUGAAAUAGAAAUGAAUCCAAAGAGCUGGAUGUAUCAUUGCCGCUGGUGCGAUAUAUCCUUCCAUCCCAAAUGCUUUAUCACCACAUCCGGUCUGGGUAGAAACAUCAAGUUCGGAAAGGAAUAUGUGAAUGCGGCAGCUCAUCCACACCCUCUCGCCUUUCAACUUCUCACCACAAAACGUCGAUGCAACUUUUGCCGUGAGGAUAAUUAUGAAUGGCCUGGAUUUCAUUGUGCAUCAUGCAACUACUUCAUUUGUUACUACAAGUGCGGUAAAAAAAUGCUCGGAGAUGGCGACAUGAAGGUAGUCGAUCGGCCACUAAAAUACAUAGAUAUAUCAUGAUGAUUUACCUUAAUUGGCUCUUGUAUUAAUGCUUUUGUAUGAUCGUUUUAAUUCAAUUUGUCUGUGUGUUUGUUGUUUGUAAUUCAAUGAAAUAUGAGAUGUUCUAUUAAUUUUGUGUCUGUGUUUGUUGCUUGUAAUUCAAUGAAACAUAUAUAAUUGAAUUUUGUUUUAAGGGUU
Molecule: messenger RNA, 2241 nt
Organism: Salvia miltiorrhiza (redroot sage)
Lineage: Eukaryota; Viridiplantae; Streptophyta; Magnoliopsida; Lamiales; Lamiaceae
Exons: 2
Coding region: 115-2064 (649 amino acids)
Source: RefSeq, a predicted model, not a curated record